AUGUAAUAGCAACUUCCAACCAAUAAUUACGACUUUAAGAGUUAUUAUCAACUUAAUUAUGACUACACCUUAAUUAUGCUACUAUAUUGUUUUGACCUUUGGGAUAUGCCAAAAAUAUUGGACAUUAUUCUGAUCCGAUUAUGGUUUAUUAUAUCGAUGCAUUUUGGCCGUUUUUGUAUCCAAAUUACUUGGCAUUUGUUUUGACAAAUUGCUUGCAUACACCUGACCUGAUAUGGCUUAUGAAGCUGUGGAAUCCCUGCAACAAUCCUUACUCCUAAUCCUUCAACGCCAUGAUCAUCUCACCACUCGUCAUGUGAAACAACGAAUUAUAUCGAUCCACACCAAAGCUGUUGUAUUGCAGUUGAAUCUCAAGCAUUUUCCAGAAAAAGAAACAAUAAUGGAGGUAGUAAAUACAACUGAAGAGAUUAUUGAAUAUCUUUUCUCCCCCCAAAAACUAUCAGAUUGUGAAUCCACAGACCCAACUAUCAGACUGUUGGGGAAAUUGGCCGAGGAGAUCGAUUCAACAGUAGGAUGCGUGGUUGACUACUGCAAGAGCAACGCCGUGAGUUAUUCUCCUGCUGAUAGUGAUAGUUCAUCAUCAAGAUCUACACUCAAGAGUCAAGUUGAAGAUCUGACGGUUGCAACGGAGCUGGUUGUCAAAAUUUCAAACCGGUUGAGGAGAUUAGCGGUGAGAAUAGAGUCUACUGCUAUAGAAUUAGUGGAUGAAGAUCCGAUUGAUCCACCAUCCAUAUCUCCACUCACGAGCAAAGAUGUUGUGGUUAGUUUUAAUGAUAAUCUGAGUGAUUCUGCUGCUGUUACAAGCAAAGAUGUUGUGGUUGGUUUUUAUGAAGAUAUGCAACAGAUCAUGGACCGGCUCGUUCGUGAUGACACACUAGAAAUCCGAGUCAUCCCAAUUGUGGGCAUGGGAGGAAUUGGUAAGUCCACUCUGGCUAAAAUUGUUUAUGAUAAUCAAUUGAUUAAGCAACAUUUUUAUAUUUGUGCUUGGGUCACACUACGUCAAGAUUAUAGUAUACAGAGUGUUCUCUCAAUAUUGCUAGCUUCCCUCAAAGGAAAACUAGAUCUAGUUGGAAGGGAUUCGUUAAAAGCAACUAAAGAAGUAGAGCUUGAAAUUAGCGAAAUCUUAUCAGAGAGAUUGCGUUUCAUGGCAAGUAGAGUUGAAUGGAGUGCGCCAGUUCAGGAUUCGUUGCAAGAAAUUUACAAAAUCUUAUGGGGGAGGAGGUUUCUCACAGUCAUGGAUGGCAUUUGGAGUUUGACGGAUAUUCGAAAUCGCACAGACCAGCUAUUUCCUGAUAAUCUUAAUGGAAGCCGGAUCAUGUUAACAACAAGGCUAAAGAAUGUGGCUGCCGUUUAUGAACCCGUUCAUAUGAUGCAUUUCUUGGAUGACGAACAAAGUUGGCGUCUGUUCCAGCACAAGGUUUUCGGAGAUCAAGAUUGUCCUCUUGAGCUACAAACUGUGGGGGAAAAGAUUGUAAAGGGAUGUGGAGGACUGCCCCUCUCAAUUGUAACUGUAGCAAGGCUUUUAUCUAUGAUUCCUAGAACUCCAAAGUUGUGGCAACAAAUUGAAGCCAAUGCUGAGCAAUUGGGAUCAGUUUUAUCUUUGAGUUACAACCACUUGUCUCUACAUUUGAGAAAGUGUUUCUUGUAUAUGGCAGCCUUUCCUCAGGGUUAUGAGAUCCGUGCCUCUGAACUCAUCAAACUUUGGGUAGCGGAGGACUUUUUGAAGCAUCAAAUAUAUAGAUUUAAUUCUGAAACCGUAGAAGAGGAAGCAGAAAGGAACCUGGAAGAUCUGGUAAAUGCAAGUCUAGUGUUAGUCACAAGCCGGAAAAUUGAUGGCAAAAUCAAAAGAUGCAGGCUGCAUAGUAUGGUGCGGGACUUCUGUGUGAGACAGGCCGGGGAAGAGAAAUUCCUUCUUUCUGUUAUGGACUACUUCCCUACUCCUAUCUUGAGAAGACAUUUUCUUCCACAAGUUCUCCAAAAUCACCACCGUAUAAGUGUUAGUUGGCAUGAUCUACAUCUUAGAGACUUUACACAUAGCUCAUGUACCACUUCGAUCAUAUGCUUCCCACAAAGAGGGUUUAGGCCCAAAGGCUCCGUAGAGAACUUUACUUCACUUAAGGUCCUCCACGUUUUACGCAAAAACGAUCAUUCAUAUUGGGAGCUUGGUCAAGUGUUUGGAUUGAUUGAUCUCACUUACCUUGCAUCCAACAUUCCCGAUAGUAUUGUUCCCCCGGCUAUAUCAAAGCCUCAGAAUCUGCAGACUUUAAUUAUUUGUAGAUCUGAGGUUCGGUUACCUGUGGAGAUUUGGAGCCUGAGGCAAUUAAGACAUCUUAUCGCCUUCUCAUUUUGUCCUUUACUCCUUCCCGAAGGAGUAACUAUUUUUCUAGAAAACUUACAAACAUUUUCUAUGGCAACAAACUUUGUAUGUAGUGAAAGGAUGGUGAAAGUGAUCCCAAGCAUAAAAAAGUUGGGAAUAUGUUACUCUAGAGAUGAGUUUGGCUCAGUCUAUCAUCUUGACAAUCUUAUACAUUUGCUUCAACUUGAGAAGCUAAAAUUGGAGGUGCAUAGUUCUUUUGUGCUAACUCUUGACAAUCAUGGUUUUCCUCUAUCGCUGAAAAAGUUAGAAUUGAAUGGUGAGUGGAUUUCUUGGAGUCGUAUGACGAUUGUUGGUUCGUUGCCUAAUCUUCAAGUGUUGAAACUAAAGAACUAUGCUUGCUAUGGGAGACACUGGGAAACUAAUAAUGGAGAAUUUGUCAAUUUGAGACUUCUGCUUAUUGAUAAAUCAAAUCUGAAAUGUUGGAGAACUGAUCGAAGCCACUUUCCAAGUCUCCUGUGCCUAAUGCUUUAUCGUUGUCCAUACUUGGAUGAGAUUCCAAAGGAUAUUGCAAAUAUUCAAGCGCUGGAACUGAUUGAGAUCGAUGAUCAUAACCAUUCUCUUUUGCACUCGGCAAAAAUUAUACAAGAGGAACAACGGGAAGUAGGAUCAGAUCACCUAAAAGUUGUUGUGAAGCGUUCUUGACGUCUUUCAAACUUGACUGUGUGCUUCAUAUCAGGUGCGUGGCUUUGUGGAGGUAGUUUAUUUGAUAUUUCACUGGAAAAGAGGCUGAGAAUAAAAGGUGCAAUGGUGGGUGAUGUUUGCUGAAGUAUGAAUGGUUGAUAAACUCUUACCUGUUUGCAAGCUAUUUCAAAUAAAUGUACAUAAUAGAUAUUGUGUUAUCAUGUAUUUCUCAAA
This is a messenger RNA of Salvia splendens (bonfire salvia), 3250 nucleotides long. Its product is annotated as putative late blight resistance protein homolog R1B-16. The record is from RefSeq and is a predicted model, not a curated record. Bases 233 to 3037 code for a protein of 934 amino acids. The transcript has 2 exons. Gene Ontology annotation, biological process: defense response to other organism. Gene Ontology annotation, molecular function: ADP binding. NCBI's taxonomy places the organism in Eukaryota, Viridiplantae, Streptophyta, Magnoliopsida, Lamiales, Lamiaceae.